CCAUCUCCGUUUUCUCUAAGUAAACUUCUCAUUAUCUAAUACACACAAAUGUCAGUCAACAAAAAGAAGCUGGUCCUCAACACAGUUCCAGUCAGCUUAGGCUGCAAGAAAUUGAAGCUCACCAGUUUCUUCAACCCUAAACCCAAACCCAAACCACAUUCUCCUUCAUCUAAAACAACAACACAUUCUUCCUUGUCCGAAUUCGAAACCCCCACCUCGUUUUCUCCGAGCUCGGACACCACCACUCAGUACUGGGACAUGGACAUGGGAACAGACAAGGAAACCAAGGGUUCAACGAUUACGGUUCGAGGGUUUGGUCGUGUCGGAGGGGAGAGUCUGGCGGUGGAGAAAGAGUCCGAUGAUCCUUACUUGGAUUUCAAGUACUCAAUGCUGCAAAUGAUACUGGAGAAAGAGAUAUAUUCGAAAGUUGAUUUGAAGGAGCUUCUCAACUGUUUCUUGAAGUUGAAUUCUCCUUAUUACCACGGGAUCAUUGUUAGAGCUUUCACUGAGAUCUGGAAUGGGCUGUUUUCCAUCAAGCCCCGUGCCGAUUCCCCCAUGCCGUAUUUCGGAGGUUUUCAUUAA
This is a messenger RNA of Hibiscus syriacus, 582 nucleotides long. Its product is annotated as transcription repressor OFP6-like. Gene Ontology annotation, biological process: negative regulation of DNA-templated transcription. The transcript has a single exon. The coding region runs from base 49 to 582 and encodes 177 amino acids. The record is from RefSeq and is a predicted model, not a curated record. Lineage: Eukaryota; Viridiplantae; Streptophyta; Magnoliopsida; Malvales; Malvaceae.